Molecule: messenger RNA, 1378 nt
Organism: Arvicanthis niloticus (Nile rat)
Lineage: Eukaryota; Metazoa; Chordata; Mammalia; Rodentia; Muridae
Source: RefSeq, a predicted model, not a curated record
GGGCGGAGGCGCCGCGAUAGGCCCAACCGGACCGCUGGAGCGAGCGGGAAGCGCAGCGGGCGUGCAUCCUCUUCCGCCCCGGCCCGGAAGGGUGAUGUGGCUGGACCAGCACCGGCCUCACUAUGUCUGCCAUUUUCAAUUUUCAGAGUCUGUUGACUGUAAUCUUGCUGCUUAUAUGUACGUGUGCUUAUAUCCGAUCCCUGGCACCCAGCAUCCUGGACAGAAAUAAAACUGGACUAUUGGGAAUAUUUUGGAAGUGUGCUCGUAUUGGUGAACGCAAGAGUCCUUACGUCGCCAUAUGCUGUAUAGUGAUGGCCUUCAGCAUCCUCUUCAUACAGUAGCUUUGGAAACUACCAGCAUGUGAUUGCCAUCAGACUGUGUUAAACAAGGACUUGCCUCCAGAACAUAAUGGGAAGAAUGGUUAAGCCAUUUUUCUCUGAACAUGGAAUGAGAUAAAUUUCAAGAUGCUGUUCUCUAUUUUUAUGCUAUUGGACCAAUGAGCUGUAUGAAUAAUUAAGAUGUAACAGUUUAAUACACAGGAAUGUGAUUGUAGCCAUCAACCUCGGUUCUCUCACUUCAGUAUUACACUCUGCAAAUAUCAUUCUGUUCUGUCAGGACUGCUUUUUCUAAGGUUCUCAAGGAACGAAGUAGAAACCCAGUGGCAAAUUUCACAGGCUCCUUUGAUUAAGGCUUCAAAAUAAUGUCUUCACAGAAUGAGACCUUCUAGCGACUGGCCUAUUUUUAUUGAGAAAAAAAAAAAAAAAAACGUUCUAUUUUUGUUGAUGUUACUGUUCUUAUGGAUUGCAUUCAUAUUUAAACCCUUUUGAUUGCUAACCAGAGUACCUCUAUUCUUGGCAAAUUCUGUAGUUUAUUACAGGUGUUUAAAAUAUUUUAAACAAAACUCUGUAUUUCUUUAAUUAGCAUAAGAGUUGGGCUUCUAGUCACAAAACUAUAGCUGCCAUCUUGUGACGGAAGAGUAUCUUAGAAUGAAAAGCAGCAAGUAGAAUGAUGAGCGAGCGAGUAAGCGUCAUGCCUUUUUUGUUUUCUGUAGUGUUGUCUUCCAAAUAGAACAUCCAUUGUAGUUACCCAAAUGUGUAAUUUGUGGUAUUUGUAAUGCAGCACUUUAAUCUAGUUUAUGUUCUGUCAGCUUGAACUGGAAUCUCUUUUUUAACUUUGUAGGUGAUAAACAUAUAUCUGCUUUUGGGUACUAUGCUCCAAGUAUAUUUCAGCUUUGACACAGAAUGUGGAUAGACUUGAAUGAAGCACACAUGUCAAAGGUUACUUACUAGUUUGUGUCAAACAUUUCUUCAGGUUCAGCUGAAAAUUAGUUACUAUUUCAAAGCAAAGAGGAAUUAAACCCUAGCUGAAAACACUUCUA